AGGAACCUCAUCACCAUGUCAUUGCGAUCCCCAUUGAGUUUUUAACGCCACUGGAGUAAGUACUUUGAUGCUUCGGCAAGCUGAUCUCGAAAUGUUUGUCUUUUUGCCUAGGCAAGAUAAAAUCUUUAGAUUCGCCCCCGUCGCUGCUGAAGCGGUGGCGGAGCACUUGAAGUUCUGGAAAUACAUUCGUUCAUGUUCGUAGUACAUAGCCGAAACUUCUUUGACGAGUGUGCUGAGUGACACCGAUAUAACCCAAACAUGUCGGGCGAUCUGUCGCCCUUGGCCUUCGGGCGGCAGUUCAGUAUCGAAGAGGAUUUGCAGUACUUGCCGCAGAAGUACCGAAGCAGUGCAAAGCGGUUUUCCGCGAUUCGCGAGUCCGCAGCGGAAACCGCGCCGCCGCGCGGCAGCUCGACAAACAGCGCUGCCGACCCCGACCGGAACGCCGGCGCCGAGAUCCGCACCUUCUGCGCGACCUUCCGCCGCAAGGAGUCGCACACGACGGUGAAGAAGCGAAUUCUGUACUUUUUCCUCUUGCUCUCCGCGGUCGCGAACUACGAUAUUUUUUCGGGGCUGUUCGGCAUAGUAGGAAAAAUUUGCACCGUCAUCGUGCAGGGGUAUUUCGCCGUCUUGCUGUGGCCCGGCCGGGUGGGCCAGUGGGACAGCCUCGAGCGGAUGCAGAUGCGGUCGAUUCUCGUUUUCAUCCUCGCGGUCUUCAAUAUGGCCUUUUCCUUCAACGUGUGGUGCCUGCUCUACGCGGAUGAGAGGUAUAACAAAGAAAAAGUUUUCAAAUGCAGACUGCUCGUGUCAUGUGUAUGGGGGCCUACGCUAUAGUACAAAACCCUUCAUCGCAAAAUGAAAAGCAAAUACUAAAUAAUCGCGAUUUUCUUCAGGCUCUUCGGCUCCGAAUAUGGGAGCACUGUCGUGAGUCCCGUCCGCAUGCUGUACAUUGCGUAUGUCACCUGGUUAUCAAAUGUAAAAAUGUCUGGGUCUGGAAGAUUCUGAGACUUGUCAUGCAUGUUUUGCCUGGGCCAUGAUGUCUGUGAUGCAUGCCCUAGCGUCACAGAUUUUUUGAGGGCUUCGCGAUGCCUAUUCCGCAUGACAAAUGCCCUCUCCGCGUAGCAAAAAUUGCACUAUCUUUGCUGCUCAUGCAAUACAGAUUUUUUUGGAGUCCAAAUUUAGCAUCACAAGUUGCAUUCUUCCAGACCCAGACAUUUUUACAUUUGAUACUGGUAUCUGCUUUUCGAUUCUGGCGCGUCCAAGGGGAAAUACGAGACUAGUAAGGAGGAGAAAAUGCAAGAAUUAGUCCUCCACGCGGAUGACGAAAAGUUGAGCAGCCGGACGUCAAACUCCCCGGACGAUGAUGUGGACGAUGAUGUGGACCCGGAGGACCGGGAUGAAUACACGGUCAUUGCCAGGAGUCCACAAUCUUCAGGUAGUGGUGGUCGCACUGGUGAACAAAACGAAGGGGUGGAACAACCAAAUGGUAACGAUAAUGAAAGCGACAGUGUGGUGGAUGAAUUCGAAGACGCGACGACCGCGAAGAUGAGCCCAGGGUCGACGUGUGAGAGGUCUUCAUCUUAUGAGGAGACGAAUAAAACGAGCUGCACAAAAACUUCGAUGGAUCCGUCUUUGUCGACCGUUUCCAUGUCAACGGCCGCGUCCACCCCGGUUAGUACCACACCGGCGUUGACAUUGAGACAAACAGCCGCAGGUGGAGGCGCAACAAGGCCUGAUGAAAAGGUCACAUCUUCUACCGUCGCCGAGCGGCUGCAAAUAAUAACGGAAAGGACUGGUAGUACGACCCCAGGAGCAGCAGCAGCUACGGAUAACGACUCGGAGAACUACAGCAAGAAAACACCUGUGACCAAGACAGCGAUGCUAUCCAGUCUCGGAUCUUCGAUGUGGAGCAAGCAGGACUCGAUCUUCGCCGAUUUGGGAAUCAAAAAGAGGGAAAAUAUUUUCGUCGACACGGUGAAGACCGCUCUCGGUUUGUUCACCGUCAUCGGAAAGUCGUUACUCACUAUGUUCUUCUGCCCGAGGAGGUACGAUCGGUUUUGCCCCUCCAUGCGGCGUAGGAGAAUCUACCGCCACGCUGCCAUGUAUUUUCCCGUGAAGUUGACCCGCACACGAAAACUGGAUCCGGAAAAGCGGUACGUCUUCGGCUACCACCCGCACGGGGUCUUGUCCAUCGGGGCGUUACUGAACUUCUCGACGAACGCCACUGGUUUUGACGCGCUCUUCCCGGGGAUCGAUGUCCGAUUGCUGACCAUGCAGAUCCAGUUUAAGAUCCCCUUCUGGCGGGAUUUCCUGCUCGCGCUAGGCGUGCAGGAUGUCAGUGCUGAGUCCAUCUGCAACAAUCUGCAGCGCGGGAAGUCGAUAGCACUAGUUCCCGGAGGCGCAAAGGAGUCGCUGGAGAGCGGCGUUGGGACGAAUGUUCUGGUAUUUGGGAUUUUUUUUCAGGUCGUUUGUUUCGUUAAAAAGUUCGAAAAUGUGUAGCACAAAGUUCGACGUGUAAGUACUGCGGGUAGAAAAUGCGAGGCAUAAUUUACAACGACUUUUUUUGCUCGCAUCAUAGUUUGCCCGCCCACCAGGACGGAGCACUGCAAACGCAUCCCAAAAAAUCCAGAUUCUCGGGCAGCGUAAGGGCUUCGUGAAGUACGCGAUGAAGAACGGCGCCAGUCUCGUGCCCGUUUACAGUUUACCAAAUGCAAAAAUGUCUGGGUCUGGAAACUUGUGAUGCAAGGAAGGGAAUAGUGAGCUCACUGCAAGGAGCUGCCAAGCAUGACAGGCUUUUUUCAUGGUUCUGAGUUGCGAAUUCCGCAUGAGAAAGUGCGUUUUUGCAUAACAGGGAGCAUGAGCUAUUCGCGGCCACGCAAUACAGAGCUCAGAGUCAUGCCAGACUAGCAUCACAAAUCCCGGAAUCUCCCAGACCCAGACAUAUUUGCAUUUGAUACAGUUUCGGCGAGACCGACCUGUUCGGGAGCAUCCAGCUCACGGGCACGGCGAAGAAGAUCCAGGACAAGCUGCAGAAAAUCAUGGGUUUUGCUCUACCCCUAGUCGUCGGCCGCGCUCUUUCCGGCGGGUUGCUGCACCGCGUGUUCGGCUUGAACGUGGGGAUUUUCCCGUUCCGCACCCCCAUCCGGUCGGUGGUCGGCAACCCAAUCGAUUGUCCGUUGGUCGAGAACCCGACGCAGGAGGAAGUGGAUCGGUACCACGAUCUGUACGUGCAGGAGCUGAAAAGGAUCUACGAGGAUUGGCGCCCGGUGUACGAAGAGGAAAAGAAGGAUCGCUUGGAAAACCUGGAAACGAACGAGAACCGGGCGCGAUUGAUGUCGCGGCACACCAAAAUGAGAAAAUUAAAAGCCAAGGCUGAGACCAUGGAGAUCAGGUAGCGAUAAUUGUGGUAUUGGGAAAAGUGUCUCUCGUAGUUGCAUUUCUACUUGUGCACUGGAACCGUGUGCCUAGUAAGAACCAGUUCUCGACCGAAAAAGUAAGUAAAAAAAUACAAAUGAAUUUAGUGUUGUUCCAACUUCGAGUUUUUAAUUAAUCGACUACCCUCUUUUGCGAAUUUUCCACAAUGAACUACAUUCUGCAUCACGAGCCUCUUCAAAUUAAUGUACCAUUUUGCCACUAGUUUCUUUCUACCCAAACUUCUGUACACAUUUUUUGUGACCCUUCAUCGCACUACGAUGAUCCCAUCCACGCCCAUUAACAAGCGAGCAUACGAAUUUUCCGUCGUGGCGCAAGGUUUGCCGUUCCAGGAGCAACGCGGGGUGACGUGGUUUCUCCGUUGGAGAGGCUCUUUUGUGUACGAUCGAUUCAGUAAGUACGUUCAGAUAAAAUCACAAUCACCACGCGCAAGUCUAUAGAAGCAAACGCAAAAAUAUCGAUACCUAUGCCAAGGGUCUCUAGUAAGAACGCAUGAUAUCAGCAUCUCGCUUCGAAUAUGUCUUUUUAAGCGGUCUUUUGGUUUCAAACCGCCUCAAAAUUGGGAGAUUAGUAAAAAAUGCCAU
Molecule: messenger RNA, 4013 nt
Organism: Amoebophrya sp. A120
Lineage: Eukaryota; Dinophyceae; Syndiniales; Amoebophryaceae
Source: the annotation of a GenBank genome assembly